UUUGCAUAAAAUAUCAGCGCACAUUCAUUUACUUCACAGCAUAUCUAUGGUAGUUUACACUACCAUUUUCUCACAAUUCUGUUAAACUUCACCUUAUAAUCGUGAGGGAUCAAAGUCAUUAAUUUUCUUAACUCCUUGUUGUCCUAAAUCCCAUAAUAAAUACGCCUACACCAUAACUUUUGUGAGAACAUUGUACUUUCGAACUUUGCCCACCUACGUUUUCCGUUGAAUUUAGUUCCAACCAAUACAGUAAAAAAUAAAAAUGGCACCAUCUCUUCCUUCAACGGACGACGACAAGAAUAGACGUAAAUUUGACAUAAACCAAGUCUCAGCAAAACGGGAAGUCCUGAUAGAAGGCAAUUACUAUGACGUGACACGAUGGAGUCAAUUCCACCCGGGAGGCAGAGUAAUUAAUUACUACACCGAAUCCGGAGAAGAUGCCACCAUCCCGUUUCUCCAGUUCCAUAACAGAUAAGCUCUACAUUUUUAAGAACAACUCGUGCUAUUUUUUUGUACUUAUUUUUUUUUAUAACAAAUCUAUGAAAAGAGUUCUUCGCUUUCGGAACGCUUUACCCUUUCGACGUGACAGCGAAGAAGAUUGUGAACGUGAGCCAAGUAAAACCGAGAAGCGGAACAACAAAGCUUUAAAUGAGAGAUUUAAACUACUCCAUGCCGAGUUUGACCAGGCCGGCCUUUUCAAUCCAUCAUUGUCUCACGUACUUAGCAGAAUUGCGGAGUUCUCGCUGUACUUAUUUCUUGCCUGGGUUAUCCUCGCAAAUUGCGAAUUUUCUGCAUGUCGCAGAAUUCUCGGCAUUUUCAUGUUAACCAUGGCGUACGGCCGGAUCGUUUGGCUCGCUCAUGAAGGCGGCCACUAUUCCCUGACGGGCAGACCGCGGGUGGAUUCCUACUUGCAAAAGUUUCUGUAUGGAUUUGGAAAUGGGUUGUCGGCAUCUUGGUGGAAUCACAACCAUCACAGACAUCACGCCAUGCCACAACGAAUCCAUAGAGACGUGGAUUUAGACACGCUUCCCCUUCUCGCCUUCAGCAAGAAAUGCUUCUCCAAUCAAAAUUUGCAAAGUGCUAAAAACUUUUUUAUAAAGUAUCAGGCCAUCUUAUUCCUCCCUGUGCACACAUUCAUCGUCACGAUCCGCUGGAGUUUGUACCUGCAUCCGCAAUACUGUUACAGAAAGGGACAAUUUUUCGAAAUUUUUUGCAUCUCGCUUCACUUUCUUUUUGCCCUGACAAACUUCGGAAUUCUCAAUUUCCUCAUGGCCAAAUGGCUUUGGAGCAUGUAUAUGUUCGGAAAUUUCUCAAUUUCCCACACCCACCUGGAAGUCACUGCGGAACCGCAGCACUGGGUGGAGUACGCGUUCCAUAACACGAUUAAUGUCAAAUCGACGCCUUUCAUGGAUUGGUGGAUGGGAUGGUUAAAUUUCCAAAUUGAACAUCACCUCUUCCCAACAAUGCCGCAGUUCAGGAGUCCCCUUAUUAAGAAGAGGGUCAAAAAGUUUGCGGAGGAGAAUGGACUUCCGUACAAAGAAUUUGGUUAUUUUGAAGCGUUUAAAGCGACCCUGAAAAAUUUGCGGGAUGUUGCUAAAGAGCAUUAAGGUAGAAUUGGAUGACUUAUCGUCAAAAUCUACAUAUUUGUAAUAGUUUCUCGGCCCUGGGAAUUUACAGCAUUAAGGUAGGACUGGAUGACUCAUUACUUGAUGAAAAUGGUAGAAAUAAACAUAUUUUCGACCAUUUCUCGGUUCCGGGAAUAUAUUUUAAAAUUCUGGACGACAAAUUUAUAGUCACUGAGUUGACUAAUGGAAUUAUAGUGAGUGGUUUAAGCCAAUUUUGAUUAGUUCAAUUUUUUAAGGCUUGUUAAACUUGAAAUCUCCUCCUUUAAAAAGUCUCAAAAUCUGGAGUGUGUAUUAAAAAAAAUAGGUGCCGACCUGCUCUACAAAUUCGUCAUUCAGAAUUUUAAAAUAAAUUCCCAGAGCCAAGAAAAUACCAAAAAUGUGCUGAUUUUGGUGAUGAGUCAUCGAGUCCUAUGUGUUAAAUGACGGAUGUUGCCACAAUGGAGCCAAGAGUAAAGUAAUUACGUAGUAAUUCUGUUAAGUGACAGUUUAUGCCGACUCAUUAUAAUAUAACUCAUGCUCUAUUCACUAGAAUUUAUGUCCAUCAAAUAAAAUUAUUACCCACUUCUGCCCUUGUUUACUACUAACUUUAUCACUUCAUUUACUCACUUUGUGUCAAAAUGAUUUUGGCAUGAAACAGAUUAUGUAAAUAAUUCUGUCAUCAUUCGAGGCUAUACAUUUUAUUUGUGUUAAUUGUUAUGUAAAACUUAAAAUUUUGAAUGUUCAUAAAAUUAAA
Molecule: messenger RNA, 2358 nt
Organism: Folsomia candida
Lineage: Eukaryota; Metazoa; Arthropoda; Collembola; Entomobryomorpha; Isotomidae
Product: acyl-lipid (8-3)-desaturase
Exons: 5
Coding region: 438-1607 (389 amino acids)
Biological process (GO): lipid metabolic process
Cellular component (GO): membrane
Molecular function (GO): oxidoreductase activity, acting on paired donors, with oxidation of a pair of donors resulting in the reduction of molecular oxygen to two molecules of water
Source: RefSeq, a predicted model, not a curated record